Molecule: messenger RNA, 1140 nt
Organism: Penicillium manginii
Lineage: Eukaryota; Fungi; Ascomycota; Eurotiomycetes; Eurotiales; Aspergillaceae
Product: PTH11-like integral membrane protein
Exons: 5
Coding region: 1-1140 (379 amino acids)
Source: RefSeq, a predicted model, not a curated record
AUGGACGACAUAUUGCAUGAAAUUUUUCCCCGGGCCAGUGAUGAUGGCCAUGAGCGUGGCCAGCGAGCACUAGUUGUGACAGCAGUCUUGACUGGCAUUGCUGCGCUCAUCGUCGGCAUGAGAUUAUUCGCUCGGUUGGGUUUGAUGAAGAUCACAGGCCGUGAAGACUGGAGCGUUCUUAUUGCCUUGAUAUUCUCCAUCAUAUACCUUUCACUGGUCGCUGCCCAAUAUCAUUAUAAAAUGGGUACUCACUCGACACUACUCUCUUCUGACGUGCUUCAGAAUCAGCUAAAGUGUCUCUGGGCCGCUAUUCCUAUGUACAACGCCAGCCUGGCCUUCACCAAAUUCUCCAUUCUUCUGCAAUAUAUCCGCAUUUUCCCCGCUCGCUCCUUUCGUCUCGCCUGCUAUAUUGUGAUGGCAGUUGUUGCAACAUACUCAGCCUGGGCCAUUGUCAGCGGCUACGUGAACUGUGUACCAGUCGCCAAGUUCUGGAACCACGACUUGCCUGGUCAUUGCCUGAAUUUUGAAGCUGUUUGGUUCUUCAAUGCGUCGAUGAACAUUGCUACCGAUGUGAUACUAUUGGCACUUCCUAUGCCGCAACUUUUGAACCUCCAAUUGCCAAAAACCCAGAAGAUUGCACUGAUGGGAGUCUUCGCGAUCGGUAUUCUUGUUGUUGUUACAAGUAUUCUACGCCUUUCUAGUCUACGCAACGUGGCUCAGAGCACCGAUACAUCUUACAGCAAUGUCGAUGCCGCGUACUGGACUGCGGCCGAGUGCAAUGUUGCAAUCAUUUGUGCCUGUCUGCCUUUCCUUCGACCUAUUAUCAGCAGUAUCUUCCCCAAGCUACUUUCAACGAACAGCUAUAACCGAUACACCACAAAUCCACGCACGGGCAACACUCGCAACACCCGCAACUUCACAGCAUCUCGCUCACAAAGACAACAUACCGACCUUUUCAGCCAAAACAUGGAUAAGGAUUUCGAUAUGUAUUCGAUCAAUGUCGAACAGGGAAAACGUUCUAGCAACAGCUCAUUUGGUGGGAUUGAAGUUACCACCGAGAUGACUGUCAUGCAAGAAACUAAAGUGGGGGAGACCGUCAGCGAGCGACGACUGGUUAUCGAAACCCCUCCUCCUUCAUGA